CGAGCCAAUUUUUCCGGUGAGAGACUUAUUUCUUCGCGUCUGUUUUUUGAAGCUAUAUUGGUUGUCAGCUUUUGUCCAUUUCAAGUGAUGGGCAGGGAGAAAGUCCCUCACGAAUGCGGCACCCGUCUCGUCUGAACAGCCUCUCGACGGCGUUGUCACGGCCCGUGCUCCUGCGCACAGCCACGCUUUCAAUCUCACUAUGCUGUUUUAGCUGGAGCUCAUAUUCACCUUCUCACGUUUUCAGUAGAUUACCGCAUGGAAUUUCAAAUGGAUGCCGCAUUCCGUCGCAGUUUCUCUCGUCGGCAUGCAAGUGCGAUACCGCCCCGGCAGCAGCAUUGUAAACGAGGCUGGAAUUCAUUCCUUAAUUUCUCGCGAAGAAUCUCCUCUACGUCCACAUUGCUUCACAAUAGUCUUCGCAGCUCUUCGAGUUUGAUAUCGAAGAGAAAGGCUGCUAACAUUUUGGUAAAUGUUACGGCAUCCGGACGUGGCUUGGAAACGCUUGAGUUCAUACAAAGUGGCAAGCUCGGGGAGCAUCCCGACGAGGCAUCGCUACGAGAGGUUGUGGAUUUGGAAGUGAGUUGUCUCGCUGCAGCUGCUGCUCGAAUUCGUGAUAGGAGGGAGGACGGUAACAUCGUCACUUUCUCUCCCAAGGUUUUCAUUCCCCUCACACGAGUAUGUCGAGAUUUCUGUGGGUACUGCACUUUUGCUGCGUCUCCUCGACCCGGGCAGGCAGUCUAUAUGAGCGUCGAUGAGGUGCUGGAGGUGGCUCGUGCAGGUGUGGCAGCAGGUUGCACGGAGGCUCUGUUCACUUUGGGAGACAAGCCCGAGCUCCUCUACAGCCAAGCAAAGCAUGAAGUAAUCAUGCUUUCCCAUUUUUGCACAACUGAUAACCAAAGGCUCGAAGCUCUUGGUCACACGUCUACAGUAUCAUAUGCUGCUGAGGUUGCCAGGAUUGUGCUUCAAGAGACGGGUUUACUGCCGCACAUGAAUGUUGGAGUUAUGUCGAGAGAAGACGUGAUCCUUCUACGCCGUGUCUCUGUUAGUCAGGGACUGAUGCUGGAGUCGAUAUCUGAGAAGCUCUUAGAGCCAGGGGGUCCACAUUACAGAUGCCCUGAUAAACAUCCGUCCGCACGACUCUCUUCAAUUGCUGCAGCUGGAGAGGAAAAGGUGCCCUUCACGUCCGGCCUGCUCAUUGGUAUUGGGGAAACACGAGAAGAACGUUUGCAGGCUCUGCUUGCUCUCCGCAACUUGCAUAAGCAGUAUGGACAUAUUCAGGAACUCAUCAUCCAAAACUUCCGCGCAAAGAAGGGCACUGCUAUGGCUAAAGCGGCUGAGCCUCCGCUGGUAGAGCUGGAGUGGACAAUUGCAAUGGCUCGAUUGGUGUUCGGAACAUCGAUGAGUAUACAAGCACCUCCUAAUCUUACUCCCACCAUGACCGAUGGAAAAGAGUGGAAGAGGCUUAUUGACGCAGGCAUUAAUGAUUGGGGCGGCAUUUCACCAGUCACAAAAGAUUGGGUUAAUCCUGAGAUCAAUUUUCCUAUGUUUUUCGAAUCACUUGAGAUCCUAUUGCAGGCCCCUUGGCCGCACGUAAAUCUACUUGCAGCUGCAACAGCAGAUGCAGGGAGGCUGAUGGUGCCAAGGCUAGCCGUAUAUCCUUUUUACAUCAACGAUCUAUGGCUGGAUCCUACAGUCCUAAGGAGAGUUCUUGCUCAUGAGAAUAGCCUUGGGUACGCCAGAGCCGAAGAAUGGUCUCCAGGCCUAGCCCAAGAUGCACACUCCUCCUUUUUAGAAGAUAAGUUGUCUAACUUAAAUGGGGGCAGCACUGGCAACCACUUUGAUAGCGUGACAAAUCCUGCAAAGAUAUCGGUGGGGACCGAUGGCACAAUGCAUCCCACAAGAGCAAUUGGAUUUCAAGGAAUGGAUGUAAAGAGAAUUCUGAAGAAAAUUGAAGAAGCUGUCGAGCCAUCCGAGGUGGAAGUUACAAGAUUGUUUCGUGCUAUGGGUCCUGAGUUUCAUGACGUUGUCAAAGCAGCAGAUGAGUUACGAGCGAGGGUCAACGGAGAAAAAGUUUCGUAUGUCGUCAAUCGGAAUAUCAAUUACACAAACGUUUGUGGAUAUAAGUGUCAAUUUUGCGCCUUCAGCAAGGGUAAGCUCAGUGAAAACCUGCGUGGAAAGCCUUACAGCUUAUCUCUGGAUGAAGUAUCCCGUAGAGCUGUAGAGGCCUGGGAAAGAGGUGCCACCGAAGUUUGUAUGCAGGGGGGAAUACAUCCUGAAUUCACUGGGGAAACUUACAUGGAGAUACUGAAAGCAGUAAAGACAGCUGCUCCAGAACUGCACGUCCAUGCCUUUUCUCCUCUCGAGGUUUUUCAAGGAGCUUUUACCCUUGGUGUCAGUGUAGAGGAGUUUUUAGUAGAGUUGAAGAAUGCUGGCCUUGGUUCACUGCCAGGCACAGCGGCUGAGGUAUUGGAUGAUGAAGUUCGAAGGCUAUUGUGCCCAGACAAAAUUAGUACAGACCAAUGGCUCGAGGUUAUGGAAACAGCACAUAGGAUAGGACUCCGUACUACGUCGACCAUCAUGUUCGGUCACCUUGAUCGAUCUCAGCAUUGGGCAAGACAUUUGCUGCGUCUAAGGAAUCUAGCAAGGAAUACAGGUGGCUUCUCAGAGUUUGUGCCCCUUCCCUUUGUGCACAUGCAGGCUCCAAUAUACUUAAAAGGCCGCGCUCGAAAGGGGCCUACAAGUCGAGAGUGUGUACUGAUGCAUUCCAUAGCUCGACUAGUCUUGCAUCCCUUUAUCACCAAUGUUCAGGCCUCCUGGGUCAAGAUGGGACCAGGUGGAGCUCAAGCUCUUCUAGCAGCAGGCUGUAAUGACAUGGGAGGUUCCCUCAUGAAUGAGAGUAUCACUAGAGCUGCUGGAGCAUCACAUGGUGAAGAGCUUUCCCCGAAAGAGAUGGAAACGUUGAUUUUAUCCACUGGGAAGGUACCUUAUCAACGCACAACUCUGUAUGGAGAUGCCCCCGCGCAGCAAAGGAUUCGAGCUUUCUCAGCUCGUCCACUUACAUGAAGUAUCUUAUCAAAAACUGGUUUCAGCAGUGGACAGAAGAAUGGGGCAUCCAUCCAUGAGAUCCUUGGACAGCCUUCUUGACAGUUGAGAGUUGAGUGUAAUAUUGGUACCAAAUAAUAUCAUCGCGAACAAAAUGAGAUGAAUGGCACAAAGUGGCAAAUGAAGCUUCCUGUGCAUAUCGAUGUGGUAAGUAAUUUUCAGCUGUGGCUGUCAAGAAGUCCAUACGGUCCAGGUGAGAAUGAUGUUGCAUUAAGGGUGCCGAAGCCUAGAAUCUUACUGGUUUGUUUUCCAAUGUUCUCCAUUUGUGAAGAUGGCAGCAUAUGAAAAGAAUUUUUUUGAGUCCCACAAAGUUGCAUCAAGAAUCCUACAUGCUGUCAUAUGUCACUUUUAUUUUUUUAGACUGCCAAAUGCGAACAGUGAUAACUCCAUGGAAUUUAAGAAAUCUCGGUACAUGAUGUACAGCUCAUUCCAAAAUA
This is a messenger RNA of Physcomitrium patens, 3536 nucleotides long. The record is from RefSeq and is a predicted model, not a curated record. Lineage: Eukaryota; Viridiplantae; Streptophyta; Bryopsida; Funariales; Funariaceae.